AAAACUUCACCACAGGAAAGGAAACGGGGCAGACCCAGAAAAUCGCAUGUGCGUGGGAAGCUGAACUUGCAAUUCUUUCCAAAAUGCUCUGACCAUUUGGAUAACAAAAAAUCUGGAGAUACUACACAUGGCCACGUAAAAAGUUCACCACAGAAAAUGACACGGGGCAGACCCAGAAAAAAAGCGCACGUGUGUGGAAAGUGUGGUUAUACCACACGCCUAAGUUACAGGUUCAGGCAGCAUGUGAGUCUACAUACAGGGGAGAGACCUUACAGGUGUGACCAGUGUGACUACGCGGCUAUUCAGAAGGUCAACCUACUCAAACACAUGGCGGGUCAUGCCAGGAACAGCCGUGUGAAGUGUCAGCAGUGUGGGUACAGCACAAACCAGCAAUCAGCUCUCUCAAGGCACUUGGCUGUCCAUUUGGAACAGAAAGCCACAAAUAGCAACAACGCUGUAACUUCAGACUCUAAAAAAUCCAGAUACAAAGCGAAACAGCAACUUUUCUGCGAUCAAGACAAACCUGAGACAAAUAUCGAACCAGUUCCUUCAACACAGUACCAGAGUGCUCAAACAAAUCAUACGACAACGCACAACGAAAAGGAAGCCGAAAAAGUUUGCAAUGCUACGCAUAUGCCAUCUACAGUAGCUGAACGUGUUGAUCCAAAUGUCAGGAAGCGAACAUUAGUGAAUGGUGAAAGAGAACCCAAGACAAAGCAGGGCAAAGAUCAAAAGAGGCGCAAAAAGAAGUUAAAGGACAACAACGAGACGAAACCAUUUGUGUGUACGAAGUGCGGUUAUGCCACUGCGCAUAAGCGCGACUUCAAAAGACACAUGCUGAAACAUAGUAGCGAGAAGCCCUACAAGUGUGACCGCUGUGACUACUCUGCCAUUCAAAAGAGUCAUUUGCAUGCUCACAUGAAGGGCCACACGCGCAAUGGUCUUCUGAAGUGUAAGUACUGUGGCUUCAGCUCAGAUUAUCAAUCUGUGGUCACAAGGCAUGAAGAAGUCCAUCUACGCAAGGAAGCUGACAAGAGUGGCAAUUCCACAACAUCACAAGGAGAGAACCCACACGUUAACAGUGAAACUCCACCGUUACUGAACAUCAAGGAUAGAUACAAACUGAGAGACAAAGUAGGUGUGGUGAAACCUGAAACAGCUCACACAGGAGAGAAACCAUACAAACACAGAAGACGUGCUAGUAACGCAGAGGAUGAAAUGCGUCAAAGUAUCGAAGCAAGCGCGUCAAAUUCGUCAGCAACUUUCCUGUGUUGGAAGUGCCAAGAGAUUCACACUGCAGAAAAACCCUGCAAGAUACGAAGACCUGAUCCAGAAGAGGAAGAAAGGCCUGUGAGUCGGAAAAUCAAACGGAGUGCGUCAAACCUGUCCAAGCCUUUCCGUUGUGGACAGUGCGCGUACCUCACGAAUGACGUCUGGAAGUUUGACCACCACCUGCUGGAACAUUCGUGUCUGGACUUGUCCAAGAAGCGAUAUCUGUGUGGUCUGUGUUCAUUUACGGCAGCAAAGAAGUCUUCCUGGGAUAGGCACACACUCAAGCACUGCGACACAAAGCCAUUUGCCUGCAACAAAUGCAACUUCCGGACAAAGUAUGAAGUCUACCUGUCGGCUCAUGCCAAAAGGAUGCACCCUUCGCAAAAACCCAAAACUUACAAACAUGUUAAAAAACACGUGCCCAAAUUUUCCCGUCCGAGGUAUGACCCAAAGUCAAAGUACAAGGACAUGUACACGGUAAAAUACAAUUACCCUGCUACUGCGUACAGCUGCAAAAAGUGCGAGUAUGCGGCGGCUUUGAAGGUGUUAAUUCUGCGUCAUGUAAAAACCCACACAUGAGGGAAUUCUCAGAACUGUGACAACAGUUUAUACUGUGAGUCAACCUGGAGACCAAAAUAAACAGGUCUCCAAGGCUUUAACUUCAAGUCGAAGAAUGAUGAAGGUUACUAAGUUUUCCUCUCCAAAGUCUGACAAGAAAUCACAGAAUUGUGACGGCAACAACAGUUCCUACAGUCAAGCUGGGGACGAAAAACAGGUUUUCAAGUCGGAGAAUGACACAGGUUACCAAGUUUUCCCAUCCAAAGUCUGACCCAAA
Branchiostoma belcheri (Belcher's lancelet) is the source of this 2107-nucleotide messenger RNA. RefSeq names its product zinc finger protein 624-like. The transcript has a single exon. Gene Ontology annotation, cellular component: nucleus. Lineage: Eukaryota; Metazoa; Chordata; Leptocardii; Amphioxiformes; Branchiostomatidae. Gene Ontology annotation, biological process: regulation of transcription by RNA polymerase II. The record is from RefSeq and is a predicted model, not a curated record. Bases 157 to 1851 code for a protein of 564 amino acids. Gene Ontology annotation, molecular function: RNA polymerase II transcription regulatory region sequence-specific DNA binding; DNA-binding transcription factor activity, RNA polymerase II-specific.